UCUUUUUUUGCGCGCGCUGGAGCUUCCUCACGACAAAUAAACAACAGUAAAUCCCGACUAUCUUCCACGAGAUCGAGUUUCCCGGACAGAAUCAGGCCUAAAUGGAUUAUCGCUAUUAGGUCUACAGGAAAAAGAACCAUCGAGAAAACUGCCUAAGUCACUUCAGGGCGUGAGCUGAAGCCUUGGUUCCUUUUAUUGUUUCUCGUGACGAGCGAGGCAGCAUUCUGGCCCGCCUUUCGAAAGUCCUCUCUCUUUCACCUCCCUCCUUCCACGCGCGCUUCGAUCGAAACGACAAACCACAUUAGCCGCCAUGUCAUCAUUAUUUUCCUCGUUGAAUAGACCGUCUGGUCAGUCCGUCUUUGGGGGCAGCACUGGGAAUCCAUUUGGACAAACUGCGAACACAAAUCAGCAACAAAUCCAACUGCAACAGCAGCAACAACAGCAACAGCAGCAACAACAGCAACAGCAGCAGCAGCAGCAACAACAGCAGCAGCAGCAGCAGCAGCAGCAGCAAACAGCAGCACCCUCGUUCGGACAGUCGCAAAGUAACCACCAGCUAGGAAGUUCGCUAUGGCAACCAGGCAGCCAAACACCUCACCAAAAAUCCGUCCCCGAGCAGAUGCAGCUCAUCGCCGAAAAAUGGCACCCCGGCCACCCCUCGUGCGCGUUCAAGACGUACUUCUACAAUAAGGUCGACGAGUCCCGCAUCCCCUUCUACCAGCCGACGCCGCAGGACGACCCCAAGGAGUGGGAGGAGGCGCUGCAGGCCAAACCGGCGGCCGGGUUCAUGCCGGUGCUGUGCACGGGCUUCGCGGGCAUGGCGGAGCGGCUCAAGGUGCAGCGGCGGGCGGUGGGCGAGUUCAACGCGCGCCUGCAUGAGAUCAACCAGUGCCUAGACCUGAUCCUAGGCCGCCACGACCUGGACAUGAGCGUGCGCUCCGCCAACGCCCGCCGCCGCCACGCCGCCCUCGCGAACCGCGCCCUCGCGCUCGCCGCCAAGGUGCAGGUCCUCCGCAACCGCGGGUACGCCCUCGGCGCCGACGAGGACGAGCUCCGAUCCCGCCUCCAGGACAUGGAGCGCCGCAUGCAGGACCCGGCGCUGAGCGCGCGCAUGGAGGAGCUGUGGAGUCGCCUCGUCGUGCUGAGGGGGUACGCCGAUAGUCUUAGGGUGGAGAUCAACAAGAGGGGUCUGGGGGAGCCGGAUGGGUUGGGCGAGGAUGUUGAGGCCAAGGCGAAGAAGAUUCUGGAGGAUUAUGCGAAGCAGAUCCAGCACCUGAAGAAGGAAGUUGAGCAGAUCCAGAAGGACUUUGCAGAGUGGGACAAGGACCACAGCCCGUCGCCAGCACCCAGGUGAGAAACACUGGGUGAUUAGGGAUUGGUAGCUAGGCGUGGAAAGUGACGCUUUAAGCUGGGUCUUGCAUUGGGGCCGGGUACAAGGGAAUACACCGUAAUGAUUGGGGACAAUCAGCAGCAAUUUGCGCGUUAGGCGUCAUAUGGUCAUGUUGAAUAUAGCCUUUCUCAGGGGAA
This is a messenger RNA of Phialemonium atrogriseum, 1527 nucleotides long. Its product is annotated as nucleoporin complex subunit 54-domain-containing protein. The record is from RefSeq and is a predicted model, not a curated record. NCBI's taxonomy places the organism in Eukaryota, Fungi, Ascomycota, Sordariomycetes, Cephalothecales, Cephalothecaceae. The transcript has 4 exons. The coding region runs from base 311 to 1354 and encodes 347 amino acids. Gene Ontology annotation, cellular component: nuclear pore; nuclear pore central transport channel. Gene Ontology annotation, biological process: protein localization to nuclear inner membrane; NLS-bearing protein import into nucleus; nuclear pore organization. Gene Ontology annotation, molecular function: structural constituent of nuclear pore.